AUGGGCGACCAACAAACAAAUCGGCAAAAGGCAAUGGCGGCCGUACAUGCAAUGUUCGAAAAGUACAAGUUGCUUGCAGCCCGCAGGCCCAAGAACCAUGUCGACUUUGACCGAGAAGUCAUGUUGAAUCUGGAGCUCGUGGAUGCAAGCCUCGAUGGUACAGUUACUUAUGAACUCGUCAUUGGGCCCAACUUUUCGAACUUGAACAAUGUUAUGCAUGGAGGCGCCGCCGGUGUUAUAUUCGACAUGUCCACGACGACGGCUCUUUGUCCUCUUGCUCGGCCUGGGUUCUGGGAAUUCAUGGGCGGCGUAACUCGUUCUCUCAACAUCUCCUAUCUUAAGGCGGUGCCCAUCAACACCAGGGUGCGACUCAACAGCAGAGUGGUAAGUGUGGGCAAGCAGAUGGCUAUGAUCCGAGGCGACAUGACCAGCCUGGAUGGCAAGACAACAUACUGCACAGUGGAGCACCAUAAAGUGAAUGCGCCUGUGGUCAAAGAGCAUCUAGAUGUAAGAACAGCGUGGGAUGAAGAAUUCGCGAGGGAAUGGAAAGCGAAGGGCAUGAAAGAAGUGAAGAGCAAAAUAUGA
Molecule: messenger RNA, 585 nt
Organism: Alternaria arborescens
Lineage: Eukaryota; Fungi; Ascomycota; Dothideomycetes; Pleosporales; Pleosporaceae
Exons: 3
Coding region: 1-585 (194 amino acids)
Molecular function (GO): fatty acyl-CoA hydrolase activity
Source: RefSeq, a predicted model, not a curated record